Molecule: messenger RNA, 1198 nt
Organism: Penicilliopsis zonata CBS 506.65
Lineage: Eukaryota; Fungi; Ascomycota; Eurotiomycetes; Eurotiales; Aspergillaceae
Exons: 3
Coding region: 263-766 (167 amino acids)
Cellular component (GO): endoplasmic reticulum; cytosol
Source: RefSeq, a predicted model, not a curated record
UCCUCCACCAACGAACGGUUCCUCUCGUCCCUCUCCCAAGUGGCAAUUCACAGUCUGACCUCCAGCCAAUUUCCCUGCGAAGCCCAGCUAUCAGGGAAGAAGCAAAUCUACCAUUGCUGAUUUAUCUGAAUACAAUCCAGUCUCCGUUCUAUCUUAACCGCGCUCUCCUCACGUCGACGUCAUCAAGACCGCUCGCGCGCUGCCUCUAAAUCAGUUACCUCACAAAGAACCUCCCAUUGCCCAUAAGCAAUCGUCAAGGUAAAUGGCGUCCACAGUUGCGCAGAAGCGGCUCUUCACCGAGUACAAGAACCUCGCCACGAACCCGCCCGAAGGCAUCACUGCGGGUCCGGUCUCCGAAGAUGAUCUGUUUCUCUGGGAAGCUCUUAUCCAGGGACCAGAAGAGACACCGUUCGAGGGUGGUGUCUUUGCGGCCGAGCUGAAGUUCCCAAGGGAUUAUCCACUCAGUCCGCCGACAAUGAAGUUCGUGGGUGGGGGCGUGUGGCAUCCGAAUGUUUACCCCAACGGAACAGUCUGUAUCUCGAUCUUGCACCCUCCCGGCGACGACCCGAAUCACUACGAACACGCCUCCGAACGGUGGUCUCCCAUCCAGAGCGUCGAGAAGAUCCUGAUUUCCGUGAUGAGCAUGCUGGCGGAGCCGAACGAUGAGAGUCCGGCGAAUAUAGAAGCUGCCAAGAUGUGGAGAGAACGCAAGAGUGAAUAUGACCGUAAGGUCCGCGAGGAGGUCCGCAAGGGCCUGGGUCUUUGAAGUUGGUGUUGCUUAUAUAGGCGAGACAGGGGGGUUUAGGUCCCCUGCGAUGCAUCAUUGUAAAUAGCAGGUUGUUGGGAAUCAGCAGAGCGUUUUUGGAAAUCGAUAUAUAGUUUUUUGUCCAUAACUGGCCACUUCACUGGGCAAGGUAACAUCCUUUCCGUCUUCAAGAGCCUCCUUUCAGUGUGUCAUUUCGCAUUUGCAGAUCAAUCCACUCUUCCAACCCUCCAUCCCUUCCAUAGAGGAUCUCUAUCUCGGCCUUUAGAUUAAGCAUCAGCAUCUGCUGCAGCUCUGUGCGCCAUUCCGGCUCGGGGCCAUCGGCUGCCCACACCGGAUUGUUCUUCAGCAUUGCCAGUGCCUUCCUCCUGUCGCGCGAUGUCAAUCGAAGAAGGGCUUCGUCUCCCCUUUCGUCCGCUCCCUCGACGAGGUCUG